AUGUCGGAACCCAAAGUCACCGAGGGAGUCGAAUCGUGUACUUCGCCAACUCGAACAUGGUUCGAUCGUUUGUGUCUGGUGCAGAGACAUCAAGAUCCCAAAACUCACUCCCCGUGGCAGAAGCAUGCCAUUGUCAUGAUCGUCACUCUAUCUGCCUUCACCGCGCCUUUCGCCUCCUGCAUCCUCUUCCCGUCUUUCACCACUCUCGUCGAUUAUUUUCAUACAACCGAGACAAAAGUCGCCCUGACGACAACCGUCUUUCUCCUCGGUCUAGCGGUUGCUCCUUUGUGGUGGAGUACGUUAAGCCAGGAGUAUGGUCGCCGACCUGUGCUCGUGUUCAGCUUCUUGGUCUCAACGGUCGCUGUGAUCGUCUGCGCCGUGUCGAAUUCUCUCCCUUUGAUCAUCGUCUUUCGCCUCAUCGAGGCACUGGGCUGUUCAUCCGCACAAAGCGUGGGAGCAGGUGUCAUCAGCGAUAUUUAUAUAUCCACGGAAAGAGGAUCGGCGCUAGGAUGGUUCUACCUCGGCACAUUGAUCGGACCUUUGAUCGCUCCCAUCAUUGGAGGUGCUCUUCAAAUUUGGCUUGGCUGGCGAUCACCGCUAUAUUUCAUGGCCAUCUUCACAUUCAUUACCGCAAUCUUCACAAUGCUGUGUCUUCCUGAGACGUUGGUCACAGCUUCCAUGGAUGACCGCGAGGAAAAGCUUCGGUGGCACCAAAAAGCAAAGCGUGACGCCCUGGCACCUCUGUCAAAGUUGAAAUUCCUCUUAGUGCCAUCGAUCUCUCUGACAAUCACCUAUGUGAGCAUCUGCUUCGCCAGUCUCUACUGUUUCAACACGACUCUUCCUUAUGCAUACGCGGCGCCGCCCUACAAUUUCUCUUCUAUCGAGAUCGGACUGUGCUACAUCAGCAAUUGUCUUGGAUACGCAAUUGGAAGCGUCGUUGGUGGUAAACUGAGCGACGCCAAACUCCGUAAAUAUCAGCUGACGCAUGAUGGAGAGAUUCGCCCGGUUGAAAGGAUCAGGACCGUAUGGUACGGUGUUGGCUUCGUUCCAGCCGGCCUGAUUAUCUAUGGCUGGCUGGUCGAAAAACACGUCUUCUGGGUCGCACCUCUGGUUGGUGCCUUCCUUUUUGGACUAGGACUUAUGCUUGUCACCUCGACCAUUAUGCCCUUCCUUGUGGAUAUUAAACCGGGGGUGGGUGCUUCUGUUGUGGCUGAUCUCAACUUGGUCCGAAACAUUCUGGCCGCUAUUGGCACUGUUUUGUCUCCGAUCGCCGUAAGUAAUAUUGGCUUUGGAUGGUGGAUGACUAUUAUGGCCCUACUAUGCUCCUUGGCGGUCUUCUUGAUCGUGAUUGUUAUUUGGAAAGAAGGAGCUGGAAACAAGCCGGACUCGGAAUCUGUUGUGUGA
Molecule: messenger RNA, 1404 nt
Organism: Penicillium brasilianum
Lineage: Eukaryota; Fungi; Ascomycota; Eurotiomycetes; Eurotiales; Aspergillaceae
Source: the annotation of a GenBank genome assembly